Molecule: messenger RNA, 2057 nt
Organism: Falco peregrinus (peregrine falcon)
Lineage: Eukaryota; Metazoa; Chordata; Aves; Falconiformes; Falconidae
Gene: SAP30BP
Product: SAP30 binding protein
Exons: 11
Coding region: 44-979 (311 amino acids)
Biological process (GO): regulation of DNA-templated transcription
Cellular component (GO): nucleus
Source: RefSeq, a predicted model, not a curated record
CGCCAUCUCCGCGCGCCGGAAGCCGCUGUGGCGGAGGCGGAAGAUGGCGGCGGCGAAGCGUAGCGUUCUCUCCUCGCUGGCAGUUUACGCUGAGGAUUCAGACCCGGAGUCGGACAGCGAAGCUGGGACGGCGGGAAGCGAUGGGGGAGCGGCCGCGGGAGAGAAAGGAGGCCUGGUCUCGGUUGGGUACGGAGAUGACGACUUCACCCGCCUGGAUGGGGACGAGGAGGGCUAUGAAGAGGAGGACGAUGAGAACAGCAGGCAGUCAGAAGAUGACGAUUCAGAGACUGAAAAACCUGAGGCUGGUGACCUAAAGGAAUUCUCAGAACUGGAGAAAAGAGAUCCUCAGGAGUUAGUUGCUUCUUUUUCAGAGAGAGUGCGGAACAUGUCUCCAGAUGAGAUCAAAAUCCCUCCUGAGCCUCCUGGCAGAUGUUCUAACCACUUGCAGGAUAAAAUUCAAAAACUAUAUGAGAGGAAAAUAAAAGAGGGUAUGGAUAUGAACUACAUCAUUCAGAGGAAAAAGGAGUUCCGUAACCCUAGCAUCUAUGAAAAGCUGAUCCAGUUUUGUUCAAUUGAUGAACUUGGUACAAAUUAUCCAAAGGACAUGUUUGAUCCUCAUGGCUGGUCAGAAGAUUCAUAUUACGAGGCUCUAGCUAAAGCUCAGAAGAUUGAAAUGGACAAAUUGGAGAAGGCCAAGAAGGAACGCACAAAGAUUGAAUUUGUGACAGGCACUAAAAAGGGUACAACAACAAGCGCUGCUUCUACGACAACCACAACAGCCAGUACCACUGUGGGAGAUGCCCAGAAGAGGAAGAGCAAGUGGGACUCGGCCAUCCCUGUAACAACAAUAGCUCAGCCCACCAUCCUCACCACUACCGCAACGCUGCCAGGUGUUGUCACAGUGACAACCAGCGCAAGUGGAUCCAAAACUACAGUCAUAUCAGCUGUUGGCACCAUUGUGAAAAAGGCAAAGCAGUGACUGGUGUGCUGGGCCUGAUUUUUGGACUUAAUUGUCAUUGAAGCCAUUGUUCUCGGAAGGGAGGGGUAGCUUUCACCUUUGGUAAAAGAUGACAAGAUUCUUUGAAAGAACGGGGGCAGGAGCAGGCAUGCCAGCUGUGUGCCCACAGGAACGGACCUCUGCCGAAAAUGACUCUGCCUUUUCUUGCUGCGGGAAGAACCAGUCUGCGUGUGUCGUGCUGGUGGAAGGUGGUAUCUGGAGUCAGCUUGUAAAAGUUAGCUUAGAAAAUUACUGCGUUAGGGUCGUACCCGACUUGCAAGUCUGGUUUGGGUGCGGGGAGGGGGUUGGGGGGGUGGGACACAGAGUCGUGGAGGAAUACCAGCGGUACCCGGUGUAUUCCAGGUCACGCUCGAAGGCUGCUCGCAGCUUGUGGUGUGUACUGAGCCUCCCUCACCUGCGCCAGCUCGGUUCCAAGGGAAUUAAAGCAGGGACAGCUGGUCAGUGUCCAUCUUCAGACGUGACCUGAAGGGAUCUACAUCUGUGAAUGUAGACUCGCUCUUUGUUAUAGCUCUGACACCUGUACCUGUGUGCGUAUCUGUGUAGAUCUUCGUGACUACGUGUUAAAUAGUUGAACUAUUGAGGCAACUGUGCUGGAAUAGUCUUGUUACCGUCUUGCAGGGGUGGAGAUUUCUAUGCAGGACCCGUAAGCUGUAGAGGCUUGAUUUGUUAACUCAUUUGCAAAGACCUGUGCGGAAAACUCUUCCAUUGCCAUGGAAUGAGAUUGGACGGCAGAUAAGCAGAGGGGUGUGUCUGAUCUUAAUUGUGGUAUUGUCCAUCUUUGUACUAGGUAGUGAUGUACUGUGAAAUGCACACAUGGCAGUUACUGCUUGCUCCACUGUUGUGAAAAGGUAUUUUCAGUUGAAAAUUUUAUUGUAUAAAUCUUCUUACCUGUGUAGCAAAAAAUUAUUAUAAAAAUUCAAGAGUCUUUCAAAAAAACCCCACCCUGGUGUCAUUGAUGUGUCUGCAUUUCUCAUCUUGCCGAGGGAGAAUCAGUAUCCAUUUGUUGCACUUUGGGUUACGGAUACCGUUGGGUGAGUAU